AUUGGCGGAACCGAGAGGUCGACUUCCGCCCCAAGCUCCGCAGCGGCUGUGGCGUGAGUUUGUGGCUGCUCGGCCUGGCCGCGGAACGCGGCGGGGGACAUGCAGGACGGGCUUGGCCGCACAGGGGCACUCCAGGCGCCCGAGGUCCGCUUUGCCCUUUUCCACUUCAGUCGAGCAUGUUCUUCAGAGCCCAGCUGAGGCGAAUUCUGCAGCGAGUGCCCGGGAAGCAGCGACUCGGCAUCUACAGGUUCCUGCCCUUUUUUUUUGUCCUGGGAGGAACAAUGGAGUGGAUCAUGAUUAAAGUGCGUGUGGGCCAGGAGACUUUCUAUGAUGUCUACCGUAGAAAAGCCUCAGAAAGACAGUAUCAGAGAAGGCUGGAAGAAGCAUCAGAGACUGAACUUCAGCAGCCAAUAAAGUGAAUAUAUGAAUUUUCA
Molecule: messenger RNA, 434 nt
Organism: Dipodomys ordii (Ord's kangaroo rat)
Lineage: Eukaryota; Metazoa; Chordata; Mammalia; Rodentia; Heteromyidae
Gene: Smim4
Product: small integral membrane protein 4
Exons: 2
Coding region: 177-419 (80 amino acids)
Source: RefSeq, a predicted model, not a curated record